This is a messenger RNA of Cheilinus undulatus (humphead wrasse), 1466 nucleotides long. It is a transcript of the gene chac1, whose product is annotated as ChaC, cation transport regulator homolog 1 (E. coli). Gene Ontology annotation, biological process: glutathione catabolic process. Gene Ontology annotation, cellular component: cytoplasm. Lineage: Eukaryota; Metazoa; Chordata; Actinopteri; Labriformes; Labridae. Bases 452 to 1042 code for a protein of 196 amino acids. The transcript is spliced from 3 exons. The record is from RefSeq and is a predicted model, not a curated record. Gene Ontology annotation, molecular function: glutathione specific gamma-glutamylcyclotransferase activity; gamma-glutamylcyclotransferase activity.
CCGAGAACCGCCGGUGUAACUUCGCGAAGAGAAGCCUAAAAGCGCGGCGUUAACUCAUUUACUUCUAAAUUAGACCUCGAUAUUUCAUUUAUAACGGUUUUCUCCGUAGAUUAACCGGCCGGCAAAGCAGCUGGCCGAAAAGAUUUUCGAUUUUUUUCCUUAACUGAUCAGCAGGCCGAAGCGGCCGCCAUGGAUUUUUAAGGCAUAAUGCGGCACCUGUAAUGCAAUGGCAAUGCAUCGUGCAAGGCAAAAUCAACUGCGAAAUUCCAUCUUCGCAACUGCUAAGCAGUUGGGCUCGAGUACCGUACGCGGUAUACCUGCGAGCCAGCCGGUACCUCUCCUACUGGACCGGAGGAAGCUAACACUAGCUAGCUAGUCAUUUAGCUGAUCGCUUUAAGCUAAGAGUAAAUCCAUCUCUCCAUCUAUACGUCGCCAACACUAUCGAUCAAAAAUGAAGCCUCAAGAUAUCAUCACCGGGAAGACCAGCCUGUGGAUCUUCGGGUACGGGUCGCUGGUGUGGAAGCCCGACUUCAAAUACAGGAGGAGCAAGGUCGGCUACAUUCAAGGCUACAAGAGACGAUUCUGGCACGGAGACAACUUCCACCGUGGCAACGACGAGAUGCCCGGAAGAGUGGUGACGCUGAUUGAAGAUGAUGACGCGAGCACUUGGGGCGUGGCAUUCGAGGUGACCGGCUCCCAAGUUGAGGAGUCCCUCAAGUACCUCAACGUUCGCGAGACGGUCUGCGGUGGCUACAUCACCAAGAUGGUUGAUUUCUUCCCUGAGGGGAAGGACGAGGCCCCAGUUCAGGCGAUGUUGUAUAUCGCCACCCCUGACAACCCACUCUACCUGGGGCCUGCCAGCCCAGAGGAGAUUGGCAUCCAGAUCGCUGUGAGCAGAGGGAAGACGGGCCACAACCUGGAGUAUCUGCUCCGGCUGGCUGAGUUCAUGAGGAGCAGCUGCCCACAUGUGGAAGACCACCACCUAUUUGCCAUUGAGAAGGCAGCACUGACCGUGGUGUCCUUUCUGUUGGCAGCCCAGUAGCUCGUACCCUUUGUCUUAUAAGCUUAGAUAGUGGAUGAACACACAUACACAACACUGAGGCUUUUCACCUGUACUGCUAAUACAUCAUUAAGUUGUAAAAUUCAUCUUCACACUACAAUCCAGUGUACUUGAUUCCAUUAAAUGCCACUGAAGUGUUUCUAAAAGGGAUGCACGAUGUUUGUGUUUUUUUUCCCUUAAGCAUGACAUGUUUAUCUACAUGUUUGUACAAUGGUUAAAAAUGUGUUCACACGGGUUUAUGACUGUAAGAUUGUGCAGUUUUUUUACUUUAUUGCACAUUAAGGUUUUUAUUUGCACAGAUCAAAUGCUGUCCACUCAAGAUGGAAAUUUAAUGUUUGUUCCAACUUUAAGUCGCAAUUUGUUCAUCCAGUGUAGUGACAAAGGCAAAUAAAAAUGAGUAAAACAA